Aegilops tauschii subsp. strangulata is the source of this 2064-nucleotide messenger RNA. RefSeq names its product cytochrome P450 71A25. Gene Ontology annotation, molecular function: oxidoreductase activity, acting on paired donors, with incorporation or reduction of molecular oxygen; monooxygenase activity; iron ion binding. NCBI's taxonomy places the organism in Eukaryota, Viridiplantae, Streptophyta, Magnoliopsida, Poales, Poaceae. The record is from RefSeq and is a predicted model, not a curated record.
GUCCGAUCCGAGCUGCCGCCUGCCGACAGGGUUUCUGUCCGUCGCCAUCCUCGCGCUCGCUUCCGUGCGCGACUCUGCGUGCCACACCGCUCGCUCCUUACUCUCGCCACCGUGCCGGCCCGGUCGUUCUUCAACCGUAUCUAUCGAUCCAUCAGGCAAUCCUUCCCUUCCGCGGACCCCUCCCUAUCCUACCCAAUCCGUACACACACUAGCCAACGGUACGCACGUACGCCUUAAGUUCAGCUCGAUCUUCUACGUGGCUAUCCCACACACGUGCUCCAACUUCAAGAUGAUGGCGCUCAUGGCUUCUCUUCAGCUCGAUUCUACCCUAGCAGUCCUCUGCCUCGCCUUCGUAGCCUCUUGCAUCUUCCUCGUUGCUAGAAGCCGCAAGGAUGGCGCACGCGGGUCACCGCCACCUUCGCCUCCGGCGCUGCCCGUCAUCGGCAACCUGCACCAGCUCGGCCGGGGCCGCCACCACCGGAGGCUGCAAGCCCUCGCGCGGAGCUACGGCCCGCUCUUCCUCCUCCGCCUCGGCUCCGUGCCCGCCGUCGUGGUCUCCUCCCCCUCCCUGGCCGAGGCCGUGCUCAAAACCCAGGACCACGCCUUCUGCAGCCGGCCGCAGCCGCGCACGGCCCGCGGCACGCUCUACGGCUGCCGUGACAUGGCCUUCAGCCCCUACGGCGAGCGGUGGCGCCAGCUCCGCCGCAUCGCCGUGCUGCACCUCCUCAGCGCGAAGCAGGUCGACUCCUUCCGCUCCCUCCGGCAGCAGGAGGUCAUGGGAUUCGUGGAACGGAUCCGCGCCGGCGCACGGGAGGGAGCAGUCAACGUGACCGAGCUCGUCAUCAGCCUCACCAACACCGUCAUCUCCAAGGCGGCGUUCGGGAACAGGCUCGGCGGCGUCGACCCAGGGGUGGUCCGCCACAUGAUGAAGGAGCUCACCGAGCUGCUCGGGACCAUCGCCGUUAGCGACGUGUUCCCGCGGCUCCGGUGGGUGGACUGGGCGACGGGGCUCGACGCGAGGAUCAGUCGGACGGCGGCUGAGCUCGACAGGGUCAUCGAGAAGACGCUCGCGGAGCACGAGGGGAGCCGAGGAAACGACGGUGAGGAGGUGCAUGACCUCCUGGACGGCUUGCUCUCGAUCUUCAAGGAUGGCGAUCAGGGGUUUAGGCUGGACCGGACUGAUGUCAAGGCGCUCAUCUUGGACAUGUUCAUAGGAGGCACGGACACGAUCUAUAAGGCGAUAGAAUGGACGAUGGCCGAGCUUGUUAAGAACCCAAGAGAAAUGGAAAAGGUGCAAGCAGAGGUGAGACAAGUUGCUGCCGGUACGCAGGGAGGAGUCCUUGAGGAGGAGCUGGAGACAAUGAGCCUCCUCCACGCUGCCAUGAAAGAGGCACUACGGCUACAUCCGCCCAUACCCCUCUUCCCGCACGAGUCGAUUCAGAACACCCGGCUGCACGGCUACGAUAUCCCAGCCAAGACCCGGAUCAUGAUCAACGCAUGGGCGAUCGGAAGGGACAGCGAGUCAUGGGAGGACGCCGAUGAGUUCCGGCCAGAGAGGUUCAUGGACAGGGCCAUGGACUACAAUGGCAAGGACCCCCGGUUCAUACCGUUCGGCGCGGGGAGGAGGGGAUGCCCCGGUAUCGCCUUUGGGAUGCGGCUGGCGGAGCUCACACUAGCUAACAUGAUGUACCAUUUCGAUUGGAUGUUGCCUGAGGGCCAGGACCCGGAGUCAUUUGAGGUCGUUGAGUCCAACGGCUUCGCACCUGCUCUUCAGUACCCUUUGAUCCUUGUCGCAAAACCUUUGUAAGCAUGCAUCGUGUCGACGAUGAAUGUAUCACCGAUCUUACUACCGUAUAUUAUAUUAUCGUUGUUUUGGCUAUGAUACCGAAGGCUCUAGGGUGAAGGAGAGAGCACUUCUUGGGAUGGGCUUACUUAUAGCGAGUCACGUAGAAGUAUCCACAGGGGGAGGGAGAGGGAGAGGGAGGUUGGAGCCCAGGGGAGCUCAUUGGAGACUAUGAAGACACAAGUUUGCGCAGUUUAAGCCCCCCCUCCCCCUUCCCCGAU